AUGGGCACAGGGCAAGACUCACAACUCACAACUCAGUACUCGAAAAAGCGCGGGAAACUAUCUGGUAAGUUUGUAUACUUUUUCCUCAAGGCCUGGAGUCAGGCGAAAAAAUGGACGAGCCCCCGGAUAUCGGGGGCUCGCCCCCCCGAGGUAGCUUGUAAUAUUAUAAUAGAAAAUAGAUUUUCUAAACUGGACGAGUCCAGUGUAGAUACAGAUGUGGAUCAACGGAAUGACCGAAAAAGAAUGCGACUAGGUAAAAUUUGCAAACACUGCAACAAAAGGAAAAAAAGAUUCGAUCCGACGCGUCGGAACAAACAAAAGGACACUGAUUGCUCGUGCCAAAUACCGGAAAUUGAAAUUCCCUCAAUAUGUACUGGGCUUAAGAACGCUAAUGCUCUAGAUAGUUUUCAGAACAAAGUAGACCGUGUAGAUACUGCAUCUGUUAAUACCCAACAGCACCCAUCACCUCCAUCAGACGUUUCUCAGUCCAUAAAAAAUCCUACAGGCCGAACGUUUUAUGAGGCCUAUGACAUAGGGCCAUUCGUAGUUCAUGCGCAAAAAGUUUCUUCAGAUACGGACAUCCCCUCCCUACACCCCGUCCAAUUUGGGUAUUUCCUCAAGAAAAAUUCUUUUAAAAACAUAAUUAAUGGUAGCAUCAAAAGGAUAGGCAGAAACAGAAUUUCCCUAUCAUUCUCUGACCACAAAUGUGCAAACGAAUUUAUUAAUAACCCUUGCCUGGCAAGAAAUAAUUACAAAGCUUUUAUUCCCUCAUUUAAUGUGAACCGAAUGGGCCUAGUGCGAGGCGUUCCCGCGGAAUGGUCUCCCGAAGAGAUAUUAGACAACAUCUCUCUGCCUGUAGGCAGCGGAGGAAUUAUAAAAAAGGACGACUAA
Molecule: messenger RNA, 891 nt
Organism: Pieris macdunnoughi
Lineage: Eukaryota; Metazoa; Arthropoda; Insecta; Lepidoptera; Pieridae
Source: the annotation of a GenBank genome assembly